AUGAUCAGCGUCACCGAUGCAUGCCUUGAUUCGGCAUUCGAAGUGAACACAAGUUCACAGCUACAACUGGCUAUGCGAACAGGCGAGCGCACAGUCUUAUCGGCCAUAUCAUUGUACGUCUUCGGCUCAUUGCCGUCACCACCCUCAACACCGUCAGCAGCAGAAUCUGUCGGUGACGAACCGGAAGAGGAUUCUGAAUCUGAAUCCGGAAGCACUUCUCUACGACAAAUCGAGCGAAUAUUUGCUGAACUUUUGAAAUCUUGCUGA
Anisakis simplex (herring worm) is the source of this 267-nucleotide messenger RNA. The record is from the annotation of a GenBank genome assembly. Lineage: Eukaryota; Metazoa; Nematoda; Chromadorea; Rhabditida; Anisakidae.